Molecule: messenger RNA, 5741 nt
Organism: Leptomonas pyrrhocoris
Lineage: Eukaryota; Euglenozoa; Kinetoplastea; Trypanosomatida; Trypanosomatidae
Exons: 1
Coding region: 3456-5741 (761 amino acids)
Source: RefSeq, a predicted model, not a curated record
GCUUUUUGUUUUGUUUUAUACAUACAUACUCUGCAUGCGUGUGGGGUCGACUGCACUUCUGGUGUCCUGUGCGAGUGUGUAAGAUACACAUCAACUGCUUCUUCAAAAAACAAUAGUAAUUAUUUUUUUCCUCUUCUGCUAUCCCGCAGACGCCCCUGCUCCUUCUCUUUCUCUGCCCUCUCUGUCCCUCUCUGCACCUCUUCUCGUCUUUUUCCCCUCCAUUUUUGGCGCACAUACACCCACUCACCCGCACACGCACUAAUUCCUUUUCCCCUUUUCUCUGUCUUUCAGCGUGCGGCUUCUUCUUCUUCUUUUUUUCCCCUUUCCUGGUACGUUGAGUGAGGUUUGAACUGUCAUUUUUUCUUUUUACAUUCUCGCAGAAGGGCGUCUAUAGUCUUCUCUUUUUCUCUCUCCCUGUUUCGACGUCGGCGCUACCUUCUAUGGUUCGCGAUUUCUGUUGCCUCUCCACUUGUGUCUCUCCUUCCUUCCUGUUUGUGCUCUCUUUUCGCAUCUCACAGUCAGCAUUCCUCGGUGUAAAGGCUGCGGUGCGGUUUGAUUUCUUUCUUCCCUUUUUUUGUGACAUUUUUUUCUUUUCCCCGGAUACUUCCUCUUCCGCUACCGUUCUCCAUCCUCUCACGUUUCCGCAAUCUUGGCUCCCUCCGGCGCGCCGGUAAACGCUUUUCAUUGUUUGUUAGCCGCCGCACUUUCUUGACUCUCUUGACUUUCUUUUUCUCUUGCUGUGUUCAUCCUGCUCUGAAAUAGGCACCUCAUUCUCCCCCUCCCCUCCCUUUUUUUUUCUCUGCCCUUUAGUUCUUGCCCGUUUGAAUCACGAGGCUGAAGCUGCACAAGCCUGCUACAUACAGGAUAAGACAGUACGCCAAAGCCACACACAGUACCCGCCCCAAUAGCCCCACGUUUGUCUCUCCCUCCAUAUAUAUUUUCCCCUUCCUUUGUUGUUCCCAUUCGUGGUGUUACCUGUGCCCAGUCUCUCUUAAGGUUGUUUGGUUUACCCCCAUUUUAUCUUCACUUCAGCAUUUCCUUGUAUAUGCUCUUCGAGUUUUUUUUUGUUUUGUUUCUUGUGUGGCUUUACGCAUUCAAAUCCUUGACUUUUGUUUUUAUAUUUGAGAGCACGCAGGUUGGCUCUUCGAGGAAGCUCCGAUUCGUCUCUUCUCAUCGAGCGAAUUAAACCCGCUCGCGCGUGUGCAAGUACGUAUGCAUACAUGUACCUGUCCAACUUUUCGUUUUCUGCACCUUCAGUCCUACUGACACGAAGGUAUUGCUAUUGUCCUUGUUACUAUCUUCUCUUUUUUUUCCCUUUCGUUGGAUUUGUCCGUAUACAGUGAGGCCUCUCUCUCUCUUUAUCAAGGAAGUUCCGUUGUGUCUGUGUGUGUGUGUGUCUGUGGUGUGUUGUAGCUGCCCCAUCAUAGGCUUCUCACCAAGCACGAGUCUCAACCUGUCAUUUUCCUUCGAUUUCUCUCCCCUUCUAUUUUGCUUUAUUAUUAUUAUUGUUAUUAUAUAUCUCUAUUUUCUGUUGUUACUCCUCCUGUCUUUUUGUGUUUCUUGAGCAUUAGAGGGUGGUUCGUCAACUUGUGAUUUACCGUUUUGUGUUUUGGACUCCUCAUUUCGUUUUAUUCUUUUUUAAUAAUAGUAAUCGUCCGCAUUCCGGUGUGUUUUUUGCUCUCUUUUCUUCUGUGCUUAGAUAUAGAUAUACUCAUAUUAAAUCCAACCCCUUAUAGUGUCUGUGUUUGCGCUAUUGAACCCUUCUCCACCCCUGUUUUUUUUUUACUCUCUCCCCGUUCUGUUGUGCGUGUGUUUGUUGUGUCAUCGUCGUGUCUUCUCCAUCCUUUUCACUGUACCACAAAUAAAUAUAAAUAAAUCAAUCAUCAACAUCAACAACAGAAAAGUUUUUCUUCAUUUGCAAUUCUACGCGACGUUCCUUUCUUUUCUCCAGUGCGUGUUCGUGUUUUUUUUUCUUCUCUUUGUAGUUUACAUUUUGCGCAUUUACCCUUUUGUCAACCUUUCUAUUUGUUGUUGUUAUUAUUAUUAUAGAAGCCUGUAUUCCAGCCGACCACUCACCAGAAACAGCAGCAAAGCAGACGGCACGGUCUCUCCGCAAAUAUAUAUAUUUUUAAAAUAUUCCUUCCCAUUAGCGGUGCCAGUGUCCGCCCCUUUCUUCUUCUUAAUGUUAUUAUUAUUAGAUCUUUUUCCGUUUUCCCCGUUUUCCCCGAUUUCCCCAUUUUCCCCUUACGCUUGCAGAACAACAACAAAAAAGAAGUUUGUCUUCUGUUUCGCAGGUUAGAUUCACAAAGGUGUGUUGACAGCGUUGGUUUAUAUUUAUAUAUUAUCACACUUUACACCUUAUUAGUUUUUAUUCUUUAUUUUGUUUAGUGCUAGUGGCAAAUGCCUUCCAACACGCCACCCCCGCGGGCGCACAGGUCACGCACGGGCGAGCUUCUGCCCGACUCUCCGCAGCGCCUGCCUCAACUCGCGUCUGGCAGCAGCACCUCCACCUCCCCGCAAAAGCCACCGUCGUCCAGCGGCACUGGCAGCCUCGGCCCUCCCCUUCCAUCGCAUCGACCGCAACAGCGGCAGCCCUCGUCGCCACCCCACCAAACACAUACCGGCGCUCUUCCGUACACGCCGUCGGCGCAUUCGUCUCCACCUCGACCACCACCAUCGCCACCACCGCUGCCACGCGCCACAGCGGCCACUACUACUACGAAGACGGCCACCACCAUUACGGCUAAUAAUGCCGCAGGCAGCAGCAACGGCAGCAUCGGCGGUGGCGGAGCAGGAAUAAGGGAGGGUGCAGCCACAGUGCUACCACGCGCGCCGUUCGUCACGCCGUCCGUCAAGAACACGACCACGACACGCUCCUUCUUGCCACAGUGGGUGCACCUUAACUUUUCGACCCUCGCUGGUCUGCCAUCUCUUUCUUCUUCUUCCCGUGUUGCCGGAGUAUUGGGAGCCAUGCCGGCACCGCUGGUUGCGCUGAACGAGCCCACGCCAGCUCAGGAGACAGCGCCCACUUCCACGCAUCGUGUUGAUGUCACACAAUCUUUCAACGUGGAGGGCACCGAAGCGACGACAUCUCUGGCCGCGCCGAUAGUGGCGGAGCCGCAGCGCGGUGAGCCGCAGCGACAACAGAGCAAAGUAACAGACAACAACAGCGAUGCGGAGGGAGAAGAAGAGAGCAAAGUUCCUGCUGCUGCCGCGGUGCAGACGUCCCCCCGAGUCCCGUCGUCGCUGGUUCUUGUGUUCCUGUUGGGGGUCGAGCAUUCCUCUCUGGACUGCCGUCCUCGGACACGCUCUCAUUCAACGCGGCACCCACUGCCUACCCGCCACCGCUGCUGCGCGUCGCCUCCACCGCCACCGCAACUGCCCUGCACAACUCCGUCGAUGGCCUCGCUCCGCUGAUUGAGUGGGUGCCGGUGCCGGGCUGGGACGACACCGAAAUGUGCCGUGGCGGGGGCGGGGGCUACUUCAAGGCCGACGCCGCGACGGGCAGGACGUAUCGUGUGAACUGGGUGCGUCCGCGCGACUUCUCGCGGCCGCCAACGAUCAGCUCCUCUGGUGCUGCCACGCCGGCGUCGUCCAGCCCACUGCAGGUGAAUGUGCUGGCCAGCGAACUCGAUGCGGCGACGGGUGCGGUCGUGCACGUGAUCCAAGCCGUCGAUUAUCUCGAUCAGCCACCACUGUCACGGCAAGCGCUGCAGCCGCCACCGCCGAUAGAACACGCGCACCGACAUCUCCAGUUCGAUGUGCCGCUGCUCGAUACGGCGGUGUCGACGCCGAAGAACGUUGCUCGUGCAAAGCUGACCGGCACCGCCACACCGUCCGCGGAGACUUCGUCAGUAGCCGUGCGUGACACCGUGGCCGCCGUCGGCAUCACAGAGGAGGGAAAAAUGGCUUCCGCAGGAGGAGGAAGAGGCACACCAAACCGCCGUGCUGCGGGUGCUUUCCAUGAUCCACAGCGCUCGGCCGGCCCAACCCGACGCACUCCCCUGGCUGCCGCGCCUUCCUUCCCGCUGGACACACCAGCCCCUCGCUCCAGCACCGAUUGCGAGAAUCCUGCAAUCGCCCUCGACGCGGACCACGGCGCGACGUCCGCGUCGUGCGUGUUUCAAUGGCUCGGCUCGUCUAAUAGAGUCGGAGAGGCGAGCCGCAGCGAUGAAGCCGCCGCAGCGCCGUUCUGCGUCCCGCCAGAGGCGAUGCUGCGGCGAAGUCUGCCCGUGACGAGCGACGGCUACGACGUGUACGACUGCAGUGUCUUUAUGGGUGUGCGAAAGGAUGGGACGGUGUCCGUGGUGAUGCUGGGGCCCUACCCCGAUCGUCUGGCUCUCACACCGCGACCUGUCUUGCCGCCACCACCGCCACCGCAGCAACUGCAUCAACACCACGCUUCUGUGGUGGAUGACCAACGGCAAGCCCAAACGUGGCCCUGCGCUUCCCCUCCGCACUCGCCCACUUCUCCCCCACCACCACAGGGGCGUCGACGGCAUCAACAGCAGCACCAGCCACGAAGACCUUCGAUCAGCACGUCCCCGGCGGCGCGCCGACGGCCGGCGUCUCCACAGACCUCCUCGCGCACCACGGCGCCGAUGACAGGUGCCGUCGCCGUUGCUUCUCCUCCUCCUGCAACUGCCACAGCAACUGCUACUGCGGCGACGACCACGGCGAGAAACACAUCGGGUGUGUUUGGGCUGUUGAGCAGCACAUUUGGUUUUACUCGCACCCCCCACGUCCUUCAACCGCCGCCGCUGCCGGAGCGGCUGCCACCGCCAUCGGCGGUGUCCUCGACGCCCCGUCGCAGAGGCGGCACCUUUGACGUUCCACCGCGGCCCGACAUCGAUCGUGAUCGCGACGCGACGCCGUUGAACCCCGCCCGGCAGGGGGUGGUCGUCGUGCCGCCGCCGCUUCCGCCGUCGCACUCGCAGGGGACAGCGUUGCUGUGGUCACCGCUUGCACCGACCGGCCUGACCACCACCUCCGCGUUGGUGAACAGCCGAACAGGGAGUGGCGGAGGACCGCCACUGGCGCCCCCGGCUCCUUCUCACAACCUUUCUGCCUUCCCAGCCGACGCCAUCCAGUCGCCCCGCGAACCGCAGGCAGCCACGUUAAAACCGACGCCGCCAACCACGACGACGACGACGGCCGCCACCACCACGACUGUAGCAAACCUCGACAUUUCUGCCUUUGUGGAAGCGGCGGCGAGGGCACAUGGACAAUCACCACCACUGCCAUUCGCAGCAGCAACACUACCAGUCGUGUCCGUCUCGCCGACCACCACGACUCCCACCGCCGGGCAAAGUACGCUAUUCUCGUUGUCGCACCGAGCAAGGUCCUCGUCGUACCGCACGCCGGUGACGGCAGAUGUAGUGCCACCCACGAAGCCCCCACCCCACCUCUCCGUUGUUGCGCUGUCCUUGGCGGAUGCCAUGAACCCACUGCAGCCGACCAGUAAGACCACAUCGAACUCGCUUCUCCCUGGUUGGUGUCUGCACCUGGCGGAUGCCCUGCUCACCCCCUGCUCCAUCCGGGCCAGCUACCCCUCUCUCCAGUCUCCACAGGAUCGGCCAUCGCGACAUCCACCACCGCCGCAGCCGCAACAGCCGCCAUCCGCGCCGACGCCCACGUCGCGGGCACCACCACCACCGCGGCCACCACCGCGGGCAGUGAUGUGGACAGCAAGAUGUGGAGCGUGGAGACGCGCAACGGGGUGCCGAUUGGGUGGACGCUGA